CACUCGCUUUCUCGCCAACAUGCCGCUGACUGCAGCGCCGCAUAAGCAAGUGUACCAGUUCCUUGUGGUUAACGUGGGGCUGCCCGUGGUGAUCUACUACGUCGGCCGAGAGUUCACGUCCGAAGCACUGGCGUUGGCGUUGUCAGCGAUCCCACCAGCAAUUGAAGCCCUGGUUCAAAUGCUGGCGUUCCAGACGGUGGACCCGCUCUCUGUGUUUCAAAUCGUGUCCAUUUCACUCGCCAUUGCGUUCAUGUGUGUGACCAACGACCCUCGGCUGCUCUUUCUCAAGGACUCGCUCACUACUGCGCUGUGUGGCGUGGCUCUAAUUCUGUCGACCACGUGGAAACAAAACCUCGUGUUGCGGUACUACUUGACGGGGGUUUCCGACGAUUCAAAGCAAGAUACCCCGCACCUGGCGCAACAAUGUGCGCAUAUUUGCUACGUCUGGGGCAGCCUCUUCAUCGCGGAAGCCCUCGUUCGCGUUGGAUUUAUUUAUACGUGCUCCACGGACGUCAUGGUGAUCCUGUCCCCGUGUAUGGCGCUGCUUUGCUCGGCCGUGGGUAUUCUCUGGGCUAGACGAUAUUUGGCCGCCCAAAAUUGUUGCGAUGGUUGUUCCACAGUGGAAAUGGUUCAAGGGGUACCUUACAACCCACCACCAAUUAAAAUCGCGUAAUUGAGCAAACUAGCUGUAGCGAUGCAAACUUGAAUGGGAUUGUGGGUGAUAAGCUUAGCAGUUUCCAGUGGAGAAGACAAUCCAUCGGAGCCUAGCU
This is a messenger RNA of Aphanomyces astaci, 770 nucleotides long. RefSeq lists its product as hypothetical. The record is from RefSeq and is a predicted model, not a curated record. Lineage: Eukaryota; Oomycota; Saprolegniomycetes; Saprolegniales; Verrucalvaceae. The transcript has 2 exons. The coding region runs from base 20 to 673 and encodes 217 amino acids.